Molecule: messenger RNA, 1051 nt
Organism: Raphanus sativus (radish)
Lineage: Eukaryota; Viridiplantae; Streptophyta; Magnoliopsida; Brassicales; Brassicaceae
Product: transcription factor MYB48
Exons: 3
Coding region: 78-824 (248 amino acids)
Biological process (GO): regulation of DNA-templated transcription
Cellular component (GO): nucleus
Molecular function (GO): DNA-binding transcription factor activity; sequence-specific DNA binding
Source: RefSeq, a predicted model, not a curated record
UUGUGAAGCAAGCUGAGAAAUAACAUUAUAGUAAUAUUAGAGAUAAAGAUAGAGAGACAGAGACAGAGAGAGAGAAGAUGAAUAUGAUGCAAGAGGAAAACCGAAAGGGUCCAUGGACAGAACAAGAAGACAUCAUUCUGGUAAAUUUCGUACACUUAUUUGGAGAUCGGCGGUGGGAUUUUAUAGCAAAAGUAUCAGGUUUGAACAGAACAGGGAAGAGUUGCAGGCUAAGGUGGGUUAACUACCUUCAUCCUGGUCUCAAACGUGGCAAGAUGACGCCACAAGAAGAGCGUCUUGUCCUUGAGCUUCACGCUAAAUGGGGAAACAGGUGGUCAAAAAUAGCUCGGAAAUUGCCAGGAAGAACAGAUAACGAGAUAAAGAAUUACUGGAGGACUCAUAUGAGGAAGAAGACUCAAGAAAAGAAGCGUCAUGUUUCUCCAAGUUCCUCAUGUUCCAACUGCUGCUCUUCGUCUAUGACCACUACCAAUACUCAAGAUGUGUCUUUUCAGUCGUCAGGGAAAGUAAGCUUUUACGACACUGGAGGAAAUAGGGAGAUGAAUCAAGAAACCAAAGACGGAUACUCGAUGGAUGAUAUAUGGAAAGAGAUUGAUCACUCUGCAGUAAAAGUAACUCAACCAGUUAAAGACAUCUAUUUAGAGCAAAGCUACUGCUUAAGUUACCCCACUUUGGCUUCUCCAUCAUGGGAGAGCUCCUUGGAUUCUGUAUGGAAGAUGGAUGCAGAUAAAAGUAAGAUGUCUUCCUUUGCAGAUGAUCAGUUUCCUUUCUGUUUCCAACACAGUAGAUCACCAUGGUCUUCAGGUUAAUUAGGAUUCGAUUUAUUCGUUGAAAAUCUGUUUAUCUAUAUGUUAUAUAUUUAUAUAAAUACAGAAUAAAACCUAACGAGUGUAGUAAGUCUCUUUAAUAAUAACUAAAAAAGACAAGUCUCUGUAAUAAUCUCUCAUGUGUAGUGGUAAUCAGUUAGCCUGAGUUUCGUGCUUUGUUUAAUAUCUUCGUUUCCGGAGUGAAUGAGAACAAGUCUUGUUGUUGUGGU